AUGGGAACUACAGGUAGUAAGAAGCAAAUACUUUGUAUUGUGUUAUUUCUUGGUUUGAUUAGUCUUAUUAUUGUCUAUGUCAGUAAUCCAAUCAGUUUUACAAGUUUUCCGUCACUUAAUACUGAAACAGAGACAAAUUCUUGCACAAUUGUCACCUAUAAACAAUUAGAUGAAUGGUUUCAUUCUACAAAUAAUAACAAAAGCAGAAAAACAAUAACAAAAAUAAUUCAUCAAAGUUGGAAAACGGAAAUAUUGCGUGGAAAACAAGCAUUAUGGUCUAAAACAUGGUGUGAACAAUAUCCAAAAUGGCACUAUCGAUUAUGGACUGAUGUUGAUAAUGAUCAAUUUGUGAAAGACAAAUUUCCAUGGUUUUAUUUGACUUAUCAAGAAUUAUAUCCAACUAUACUUAAAGCCGAUAGUGUAAGAUAUUUGUAUAUGUUAUAUUAUGGCGGAAUGUAUAUUGAUUUAGAUUAUGAAUCAGUAAAAUCAUUAGAACAUAUAAUUUUUGAUAAACAACUGGUAUUCGCUCUACUCAAUUAUAAUUUUGAUUCAUUGAAUAGUAUACCAAAUUCAUGGUUUGCAUCUAAACCAAAACAUUCCUUAUGGUCAUAUGUUAUUUUUAGAAUAAUGUUAAAAUGGACAAAAAUUGAUAGUGAAAAAACAGGUUUUUGGAAUGGUAAAGCUGAGUUUUACACAGGACCACAAGCGUUGUUCGAAGGUCUAUUGUUUUAUAUGCAGUACAUAGAACAAACGUCAGAUAAUUUUAAUAAUCGUUUAAUACACUCAAAUGAAAAUCGAACAAUGAGCAUAGGUGAUAUUACAUUUUUACCACCGAACUUCUUAAAUGCUUACGAUUGGAUGACAGGUAUAGGACAAGACUAUUGUUCAUCAGAGAAAUAUUCAUUUAAUCCAACAAAAUGUAAGGAACUACUAAAACCUAUUUAUGGUAUUACCUACUGGGCGCAUUCAUAUGGACACGGACAUGAGAACGAUACGAACUAUUUGAGACACUAG
Messenger RNA from Didymodactylos carnosus, 1014 nucleotides. NCBI's taxonomy places the organism in Eukaryota, Metazoa, Rotifera, Eurotatoria, Philodinida, Philodinidae. The record is from the annotation of a GenBank genome assembly.